Molecule: messenger RNA, 4030 nt
Organism: Vespula vulgaris
Lineage: Eukaryota; Metazoa; Arthropoda; Insecta; Hymenoptera; Vespidae
Product: BTB/POZ domain-containing protein 7
Exons: 10
Coding region: 1-2685 (894 amino acids)
Biological process (GO): morphogenesis of a branching epithelium
Molecular function (GO): protein binding
Source: RefSeq, a predicted model, not a curated record
AUGAAUGUAUUGAGGAUUUUAACUCCAUGUGCAUUGCAAAGUAGAGAAACAAGGGAAACAAAUAGUGAUAAUAAAAGAGGUUGCUGGUUCAUGAGUGGAUGGGGAGAAGAUGCUUCUCAUAUGAUCCAUAGAAUGGGUGCAUCCGCAUCUUCAAGUGUUGCAAGUGUUGGUGGAGAUUCAGUUCAAGCAGCUAGGCUUUCGCCUUCUGGCAACUAUGAUCAACAUGGACUUGCAAUUAGAGAAAGAAAAAAGAAAAUGACAGGAUUUGCUACACUACGUAAAAAAUUUAUUAGGAAACGUCGUUCGUCUAAAGUAUGUGAUCACGGCAGGAUUUUUAGAGACAUGAUAUCAACAUGGAGUCAUUUAGAAGCAAUAGCACUUUUAGAAGAGUACGAAGCCUUAGCUGCUUUAAAAGAUCUUCAUGUCCAAGCAGAAUUAGCCAGACCUCCAGCUGCUACAUUUAAACAAGAUUUAUCUUUAUUGUAUGACUACAAGCAGUGUUCCGAUGCCGAUCUUGUCUAUCAAGGUGCAUGCUUUCCCAUUCAUAGGGCCAUAUUAUCCGCACGUUGUCCAUAUUUUAGGGAUUUAUUAGCAGGAUACCCUGGUUAUGGUGCUCGAAUAUGUUUAGAUUUGAGAACACCUAAUCUAGAAGUUCAGACAUUUUCUGCUUUAUUACGAUACCUCUAUACUGGUGAUAUUUGUCCACAUGAUGCAACAUUUGGAACAAAUAUAUUACAACGACUUGGCGAAGAAUUUGGGACAUUGAAUCCUUUAGAACAAGAUCUUAGAUACUUACUUGAUACCGGUGAUUAUGCUGAUGCUGCAUUAGUAUUUACAUCAGAUAGCGAUUGUCAAAGGCCAGACAGUGGGUGUUCUGAGUAUGGAUUUCGACCAAAAUUAGAGCUACCAUGCCAUAAAGCAAUACUUUCUGCGAGAUCGCCAUUUUUUAGAAAUUUGAUACAAAGACGUACUAAGUCGGGAGAAGAUCGUACGGAAAGAACGCUACAUAUACCUACUAGAAUAAUUUUGGAUGAAAGUGUAAUACCGAAAAGAUAUGCUAGAGUUCUAUUACAUGCAGUUUAUUUAGAUACCGUUGACCUCUCAUUAAUACUAAGAGGUAAUGGUUGUGGAAAUAGUGCUGGUAGUCUUGGUGAGGUGCAGGCAUUAACUCAUACAGGGAGAAUGAGACCAAGUCCUUUAGAAGAAGCAAUGGAAUUAUAUCAAAUUGGUAGAUUUCUUGAGUUAGACAUAUUAUCUCAAGGCUGUGAAGAUAUUAUUUUAGAUUGUCUGACAUUAGAAUCACUUCCAACAGUACUCAAAUGGGGUAGUCAACCUCAUGGAUCUGCAUGGGUACACAGACAAGCAUUACAUUAUUUAAGAGAAGAAUUUCAACCAAUCGCUUCUUCAACGAUUCUUCAUCAAUUGGAUCAUGCUCAUUUAGUAAAUGUGUUGCAAAGUCAUUUUCUACAAGCAAGUGAGUUGGAAAUAUUACAGGCAGUUUUAAAAUGGGGCGAACAUGAAUUAGUUCGGCGCAUGGAAGAUAGAGAACCAAAUUUAUUAAAUCAUACAGUACACUCUGUCACAAGAAAGGGAGUUAAAAAGAAAGAUCUUAGUGACAUUGAAUUACGAGAAAUACUUAGUGAACUACUACCACUUGUUAGAAUUGAUCAUAUCUUGCCACACAACAGUGAAAUAUUAACUCAGGCUAUCAGAAGAGGCUUGGUUUCUACUCCUCCUAGUCAUAUGAUAGGAGAUGGAAGGGAUAGCAUACAUACAAAUGCUUGGAUAAGAGGUGGAAAAAAGAAUGGCUUUUUUGUUAGACCAAGAUUAUUCAUGCCUUAUUAUGAAGAAAUUAAGUCUUUAGUCGAAGAACAGAUAGUUCAAGAUACGGAUCUUGUCAGAUUACAAAGAACGCGAUAUGUUGCGGAUAUACCGGACGCACUAUAUAUGGUUGAUGAAAAACCAAGAACUAUGGGCACUGCUGGUGUAGAUGUUCUUGCAGCUGCAUUUCCAGUUCCAGAUUCAUCAACAAUGGCUGCAAUGCUUAAACGGGAACAAAAAUUAAGGCAAUCUCCAAGUUGUCUACGAGCUAUAGAUCUACCUUUAUCUUCGCGAAGCGAAAUUAAUAGGCAAGUGCGCCUAAGGGUCGUUAGAGAAUUCAAUUUACCAGAUGCAGUAGCGGAUAUUUUAGAAAACACUGCAUCAUUUAUGAAACAGCAAGAUAACAAUAUAACUGGAAUUGAAGAUAUAAACUCGCCGGAUAUGGAUAUUAAUGCGAGAACUUCCGCGCCUUCGUAUUACGGAAGGAAUAUGACGUUUCCUCGGCCGGCUUCAUCUUAUGCGGAUAGGCACGAACUUCCGGCCGUAGUUAUUGAAGGAGAGAAUAACAGACUUCUUGUAGAGCAACAAGAAAAUAGCUCUUGCAGCGAUGGCCAUCUAUCCGGAGUAAUGCCAGAUGUGGCAAUGGCUACUGCAUCGUUCGGAGCUUUGCAAUUGAUGGAACAUCAAGAAUUGGAUCUUGGCGAUGGAACGUCACAUAUUUUGCAACAUAUUUCACCGUCAACUGGAACCGUAGGUCUAAAUCGUUCUUCGCUUCCUCGUCAACAUCAAGGACAUAUUUCCGCCCCACCUCCUCUGCCAUACGCGUACCAACGUACCGUCACUGCCUUACCGAGGUUUAUUUAACAUUUAUAUACAAUAUGAAAGAAAUGAAAAGAAUCCGCUAAGAGAAGAGGAAUCUUCUUUACACGGCGUAUAAAAAAAAAAAAAACUUGUUACUGCGGGUACAAAUCUAUUGCAAGAAAAAAAAAGGAACAAAAAAGAAAAAGAAAAAGAAAAAGAAAAAAAAAGAACAAACCCAGAAAAUCUGUAUUUAGAUUUUAAUAAGAUCGUUCACAGCCUAAGAAAGUAGCUAAUAUUAAGUUCCAUUUAUUUCGAUAAUUAUAAUGUGAAAAGAGUUAUUGCUUAAUAGUUAUUAGAUGCACCGCAUGUGAGGUAUAAUGCGGCUGUGACUUAUACAUUUGUGAACCGUGAAAAAUGUUUGUGGCUAUGAGCACACAGUGAAAUGUGUUCAUAUGUAUGUGGGUGUAUUUAUGUGCGUAUGCAUGUGUUUAUUCUCAUUAGUAUUUACUUAAAUACGUUAAACGAUGUAGCUAAUAAACUUUGAUGAAAUGCAUAUAUCGGACAUAUGCUGUAUUUAAACAUUGCGGACCGGUCGCAAAACAUUUCGUCUGUUUUCAUUUAAUUGUCAAAUGUUUUCGAUAUCGUAAUAAAUUGCUUGUAGCUUAAUUAUACGAAAUUCAAUUUGAUCGAUAAUUUAUACAUUAAACUAGACAGAAAGGAAUUUAAAAAAUAAAAAUGUUUAAACAAACGUUUAAAUAAAAAAAUAUCACUCAUUCGAGAUAUUAAUUGAAAUUGGAAGCACAAAUUUCAUUGAUAAUUGACCCUGGUCCGCAAUGUAUGAAAAUAUGCAAAGCGGUCUAUAUUUUCAUAGAAUUAAGAUUCUAUGGGAGAUCAUUUGCUGACUGAUAUUAUCAAUAAUGUACAAUAAAGCGUUUAAUUUUUAUAUAUGUAUAUUUCUAUAGUUCGGUAUAUAUUUAAGUUCUUAAGGACCGAUCGAUCUUUUAUGUAAUUCUAAUCGUAUAAAAACCGUAGAAACUCGUUCUUGAACUUUACGCGACUCUUAGCCUCGUUUGAUUCCUUCUUUUCUGUUCUUUUUUUUUUUUUUCUUAAUUCAAGAAAAAAAUUAGCAUAUAUAACAUUUGUAAUUAUACGGAACAGACAUUUGUAUAAUAUCUUCCAAAUUAAUUUUUUCAUUCUAUCGAUGAGACUCUUUCCCCUGGCGUUUAGGAAAAACAUUCUCCGCUGUUAGAUAUUAUAUAAAGCAGCAUUAAUAUUAAUGCGGAACCAUUAGCCACUUAAAUGUGCGUGCAUAUAGUUAUAAAUAAUAGUAAAAUAAUUCACGGGAACUAUCUGUAUCUAUAUUAGAAUAUUUUAUAUUCUUCGCGAAUCAUACUGUUUUUUAUUUUUA